AUGGUCUGACAAGUGGAUCCAAGAUGGCGUAGAAAGUAAAGCUAGAAGUUUUGUCCCUAAGUCAUGGCGGACAGGAGAGCGGAGAAGUCAUGUGAAGAAGCCAGCAGAUCGUUAACCAGGCGGGAGUACGAGGCAGCAGUCAGCCACAGCACGGAUGCCCUGGUGGUCCUUGCACCCCAAGCCCAAUCAUCCUGUGCCCCUGUCCCGCCGAGCCCUCCAUCCGCCACCGCCGGACCCCUCCGCAGCCGCGUCCUGCUCUACAGAAUUGCUGCCUUCCUGCAGCUGAAAAACUAUGAUGAAGCAGAUGAAGACUGCAAACAUGUCCUGGCAGAGGAGAUGGCCAGGGGAGACGGGUCGCUACAGUCCAGCCUGCGCUCCAUGCUGUUGGAUGGCAGCCUGCAGGAGGUGAUCAGCAUCCUCUCGAAAGCCCUAUAUGGAGAGCAGAUGAAUGGCAUCGUUACAAAAGACAUGAGCAGAUUAAAAAUGCUUUUCUCAGAAAUAGAGGCUAUAAAUAGGGAGAUGGUACCAGAAUACACAGACGACCAGGAGGAAGAGGUCCAAGAUGGCUGGCAGUUCAGGCCCCCUCCCAGAGGAGUCACCAGCAGUGAGGAGUACACUCUAUGUAAAAGGUAUUUGGAGCAGGGCCUGUGUCGGUAUGGGGCUCAGUGUACGUCAGCCCACUCGCAAGAGGAGCUGAUGGAGUGGCAGAAGCGCUACGCGUCACGCCUCAUUCGCCUCAAGCAGCAGCAGGAGAGCAAACACUUCACAGAGAACUACAUGGAGACACUGAUAGAGAAAUGGAUGAACUCCCUCUCCCCAGAGAAAGUGCUAAGUGACUAUUUAGAAGGUGUGAAUGUAGAAACCAGCUCUAGCCUCUCUGUGACUGUCACCACCAAAAAGUCCUCCCAUGCCUGGACCUUCUCCUUGUUGUGCAAGCCUGCCAGAAAGCUGUACAGAAUCGCCCUGCUCUACGAUGCCCAUCGACCACACUUCUUCAUCACCGGUGUGUCAGCAGGGGAGCGGCUACAAGCUCUCCCCAAAGGCUGCCAAGAGUGGACUCCAGAAGAGGAGACAGCAGUGGCGGCAGACAAUGGCCUAGACCACUGUGUCUAUAAGGUGGCAGUGGGCUUCAGCACAGAGAUCUUUGGUACCUUCAGACAGACUGUUGUUUUUGACUUUGGCUCCGAACCUGUGCUGAUGCAGCGGGUCAUGGUGGAUGCUGCCUCUAUUGAAGACUUAGAACACCUGAUGGCAGCCAGGCAGCAGCUCUUGAUCACGGCUAAGCGCUGGGACUCUUCCUGCAAGACCAUCGUAGAAUUUGUCCCCAAUGAAGCGAUGGCUGAACUGGAGCGAAGCCUCCUCUCCCGCUAUCAGAUCCCUUUGUCGGCAGACCAGCUCUUCACCCAGUCGGUCCUAGACAAGUCACUUACCAAAGACAACUACCAGGCCCGACUGCAUGACCUGCUCUACAUAGAAGAGAUUGCACAGUACAAGGAAGUCAGCAAGUUUAACAUCAAAGUGAACCUGCAGCUUGUCACCAGCUUUAUGCUUACUGGCAUCUCUGUUGGAGCAAAGUAUGCUCAGAACGGACAGCUCUUUGCACGCUUCAAACUCACUGAAACACUUUCUGAGGACACACUGGCUGGGCGGCUGGUGAUGACCAAGGUAAACUCAGUUUUGCUGCUGCCAUUGGGCCGUGAGGGUGUUAACUGUCAGCCACCACCUGGUGUCAAAGAGAGGGUUUACGAGGCUGUGAUCGAGGAGAAGACCAAGGAUUACAUCUUCCUAAGGAUCUGCAAAGAGUGCUGUGAGGAGCUGGGGCUGAUACCUGACAGAGAAAUACAGGUGGAGCUCCAGUUCCAGCUGAACAGACUGCCGCUCUGUGAGAUGCAUUACGCCCUGGACCGCAUCAAAGAUAACACCAUCCUUUUCCCUGAUGUCAGCCUUGUCCCCACAAUCCCAUGGAGCCCCAACAGGCAAUGGGACGAGCAGCUGGAUCCCCGUCUGAAUGCCAAGCAGAAAGAGGCCAUUCUGGCCAUCACCACACCCAUCUCUAUCCCCCUGCCACCCAUCCUCAUCAUCGGACCUUAUGGCACCGGGAAGACCUUCACCCUGGCGCAGGCCGUCAAGCACAUCCUCCGCCAGGAUCACAGCAGGGUCCUCAUCUGCACCCACUCCAACAGUGCAGCUGACCUUUACAUUAAGGACUACCUUCAUCCUUACGUAGAAGCAGGCAAUCCGCAUGCCAGACCUCUCAGGGUAUACUUCAGGAACCGCUGGGUUAAGACGGUUCACCCAGUGGUCCAGCAGUACUGUCUCAUCUCCAGCACACAGAUCACUUUCCAGAUGCCCACAAAGGAGGACAUCCUCAGGCACCGGGUAGUGGUGGUCACCCUCAGCACCUCGCAAUACCUCUGCCAGCUGGACUUGGACCCUGGGUUUUUCACUCAUAUCCUAUUGGAUGAAGCUGCCCAGGCCAUGGAGUGUGAAACAAUCAUGCCUUUUGCUCUGGCUAGCAAAACCACACGCAUCGUGCUUGCUGGAGACCACAUGCAGCUUAGUCCAUUUGUGUACAGCGAGUUUGCGCGGGAGCGUAACCUGCAUGUGUCACUGCUGGACCGGCUGUAUGAGCACUACCCCCCUGAGUACCCAUGUCGCAUCCUCCUGUGUGAGAACUACCGCUCCCAUGAAGCUAUCAUCAACUACACAUCAGAAUUAUUUUACGAUGGAAAGCUCAUGGCAAGUGGGAAGCAGCCCUCCCAUAAGGACUUCUACCCUCUGACCUUCUUCACAGCAAGAGGAGAAGAUGUCCAAGAGAAGAACAGCACUGCCUACUACAACAAUGCCGAGGUGUUUGAGAUUGUGGAGCGGGUGGAGGAGUUGCGGAAGAAGUGGCCUGUGGCCUGGGGCAAGCUGGAUGAGGGCAGCAUUGGAGUGGUGUCACCGUACGCUGACCAGGUUUUCCGGAUUCGUGCUGAACUCCGAAAGAAGAGGAUGCAUGAGGUCAGCGUGGAAAGAGUGCUUAAUGUUCAAGGUAAGCAGUUCCGGGUGCUUUUCCUGAGCACAGUCAGGACAAGGCAUACCUGCAAGCACAAACAGACGGCCAUCAAACGCAAAGAGCAGCUGGUUGAGGACUCAACAGAAGACCUCGACUAUGGAUUCCUCUCCAACUACAAGCUACUCAACACGGCCAUCACCAGAGCCCAGUCCCUGGUUGCAGUUGUGGGAGACCCCAUUGCGCUGUGCUCUGUUGGGCGCUGCAGAAAAUUCUGGGAGCACUUUGUCUCCAUUUGCCAUGAGAACUCAAGCCUCCACGGCAUCACCUUUGAGCAGAUAAAAGCUCAGCUGGAGGCUCUCGAGCUCAAGAAGACCUAUGUCCUGAACCCGCUGGCCCCCGAGUUCAUCCCCCGCGCUCUCAGGCCUCUGCAGGGGCAUCACUCUUCUUCGCAGGCCCUUCAUCCUCACCAUCAUCCUCAUCCUCAGCAUGCACAGCCCACCUCCAACAAGCAGGUUCCCCAGCAGCCACAGCAACAGCAGCAGUCACCCCCUAAAGGAAAACAUGCAAACCACAAUGAGCACUUUCCACCUGAAGGAUAUGUCCAACCCAACCCAGCCAUGCUGAUGGGGAACCCGAUCAGGGCAUUCACACCACCUUUGGGUGGCACACAAGCUGGCAUGGGCAAGUCACCCAGCCCUGUUCAGAGGAUAGAUCCUCAUACAGGCGCCAGUAUCCUCUACGUCCCAGCUGUGUAUGGUGGAAACAUGGUCAUGUCCAUGCCCCUGCCUUUGCCCUGGCCCGGUUACCAGAAUCGCUUUGCCGUGGACCCUCGCAUCAUGAGCCAUCCUGCAGCCAUGGCGUACAACUUUAAUCUGUUGCAGGCCCAAAAUCGAGGCUCCCCCAUUCCUUACAGUGGGAUGGCCCACCCCUCUCCUCUAGGAAUGGGCCAGCCCAGCCCAGACAAGGAGCUACAGGCAGACCCCAUCAGAAACGGUAAAUUAGAAGGCUGUCCAAAGCCAGAACAGAGCCGUCUUCAGACACCAGAGAGAAAAACUGCAGACAUGAAGGAAAAACAGGGAGAUUUAGACACUGGCCAGAAUCGAAGUUUAGACUCAGAAGGGCUUGUAGGAUUUCCCAAUGCACUUCUUCAUCGAAAAGACCCCUCAGCUGCCCAGAGACCCCUCAACUACCACCUGGCACCCCCAAACACAGGUUUUCCUCCACAUCCUGCCAGUGGAAGAGCCUUCCCCCCACAGUAUCCUCUAUCCAGGCUUCCUUACCGAGUCAGCCAGCCUCAGCACCCUGGUAUGGCCCAACAGAGCCAGCAGCAGCAGCAGCUGAGCCCUGCCUACACUGGUGGCAGCCACAAUGCUUCCUUCUUCAGUGGGCCUGUACCUCCUCACAGAGCCGUUCAGUCACCCACCUUGGAUGGGCCAGAGCCUGGAGGGGUGGAGGAAAUGAGUGGCUCCAUUAGGACUCCAAUGGGCCAACCAGGGGGCCACCACCCAGGCAUGUCACAGCAUAACAGGGUCAACAGCUUCGGAGAGGACGGGCAGGAUGGAAACCUGGGAGAUAGCCUGGACCUGCAGGGGCCCCUGGCUCUCGAGGCCUUGAGCCAGCAGCAACAGCAGGCAGCCAGGUUGGGCCAGUGGGGGGAGGCAGCAACUCCAUUUCUCCCUAGCAGCGUCGCCUUUCCUCUGCCUCAACAGCUCGCUCACCUCACUCAGCCAAACAUGGCUCGCUUUCCCCAUCAGCUGCUCCGGGCAGCUAGUUGGAGUCUAAGUGCCAAUAUGGAGGAUGAAGGUGUCAAUUCUGCCUCCACCGGGCCGCCCUACAACAGGUACCCGGGCCUUCUGAGAGAGAUGCCCCCACAGGAGCAGCCUGAACCCAGAGAAGCAGCAGAGAUGCAGCCCCCACCACAAUCUCGUCUCCUCCAGUAUCGCCAGUCCCAAUCCCGUGCCUCAGGUGACCCUUCAUCCUCUUUAGCUGCCAGCUCAAAUCAUGCCGGCCCCUUCCCAUCAGGACCCUACCCCCAUGACAGCAACCGCGACCUCCUUAAUGACAACCUUCUCAGCAACCCUGCCCUGCAACACCCAGGAAACCCCUUGUAUAAUACUGGUAACUACCCACAUCAACCACCAGCCCACUCUGCCAGCCCCCCUCCCUCACAGGUCAAAUACCUUCUUCAAGAGGCCCAGUGGUCCCAUGGUGGAGCUGCAUCAGUGAGCCCACCACAGCAGAACCACCUUCUAGGGAACCAGGGCCAUAGUCUUCCUUAUGGACUGCCCAUCAUGGCUCACCCAAGUAGGCAAGAGCAAGUCCACCUGAUGCAACUUCACCAUCAGCACCAGCAGCAACAACAACAACAACAGCAGCAGCAGCAACAACAACAGCAACAGCAGCAGCAGCAACAGCAUCACCAACACCAACAAAGUCAAGGUCAAGACCAGGAGUCCUAUCACCCUUUGUCCCCUAGAACAUCAGCAGCCGCAGCCCUACAUGAUAUAGAUGAGUAUGAACCCAGAGGUCCAGGUCGGCCCCUUUAUCAGCGUCGAAUCUCCUCCAGCUACCCAGACGACUCGUCUCCAACCAACACCCACAACGCCCUCUCCCAGCAGUCCCAGCCCUGUUCAUCAGACCCCCAAGACCAUCCACAUCCACACAUACAGCAUCAUCAGCACCCACAUGCCCCCUAUGGUUACUCCUCACAUGACCUCUGGCCCAGUAAUGGCGGUGGUCCCGGUCCGUUCCAGAAUAUUCCAUGUAACGGAGCUGGCACCCUCACUCAACAUCGAGACAUUAUGGCAUCCAAAGCUCUUCGUCAGUCAGAGGAGCAGGUGAAGGCCGGAGCCACAGCAGCACAGCAGAGCCACCCACACUCCCUCAACUCCCUUCAGCACCUCGGACAGUUUCCUCCUCUUAUGCCCAAUAACAAGCAGCAGCAGCAGCCACCGCCGCAGGCUCCCACAGAGGCUGGACAAGGGCCUCCAAAUUUGAGCAAACCCCCAACCAUGUCCUACGCCAGUGCCCUACGCGCUCCACCCAAGCCCCGAGCUGUUCGGCCUGACCAGGCCAAGAAGAAUAGCGACCCACUCUCCCUCCUGCAAGAGCUGAGUAUAGGAAGUUCAAAUGGUAGCAAUGGGUACUAUUCCUACUUUAAAUGAGUCCCUGAAUAAUUAAGUGAUAAAAUAUAAAAGGAAAAAAAAAAGGAAAAACUGUCUCUAAAAACACAAAAAAUAGUGCAAAGUGCAUUUACACAUUGUUUCUAUCAGUAGGUUUGAUUUCUGCAUUUUGUUUCUUUUUAACUUUUAUUUGUAACAGUCAUCUUUUGUCCUGUUUCACAUAUCUGUGAAGAAAAUAAGUAUAUAUAAUGAAUGCAUUACUGGUAUAUAUACAUACUCAUUAUGUAUAUAUGAAUAUAUACUUAUAUUAUCGACACUUGUAUAUGUAAGUAAUGCUAAAAAAAGUUUUAAAAAUAAAUAAAAAAAAAGGCAAUAGUUAGUUGACCACUUAGCUACCUGCAUAUUUUUCCUUCUAGAAGUUGCUUUUGUUGGUUACUAAAUAAGUAUGUUGAAGUUUUUAUCAUUUUGUAUUCUUCAGUUUUGAGUGGACGUUAUGUCUUGAUUUUCAUACUACUGUAGUCGUGCUAUUAGACAAAAGCUAAGUGGUCAACUGACACCGAAACUAAAUGGAACAGUGUAUAGAAGUAGAUAAAAAUUUUCCUCUAAUCUGUACAUAUAAAGAAAAUAAAAGACUGAAUUGUAUGCCACAGACAUGUCCUUAAAUUCCUGUAUCAUGCUAGCAUUUGAAUUAUGAAUUAUCUGUUUUUAUUUGCUUCUUAACCUUAAUCCUUAGACAUUCUUACCUGGGAUUCAUCUUUGGUGAUUGAGUAGUAAAUGUGAUUAUUUACUAAAAAUGACAUUACAAAUAUUGAUUGCGUAUUUUCAUUUCAGUUAUUUUGCAUCAGCAAUAAUAGAUACAGUGUUAAAAUGUUAGAACAGCUACAACCAUGUCAUUCCCGGCUAGUGUAAAGGAUCAACACACAUCACACAUGGCUCUCUGUGAUUCUCCCUAACUGCUUCCCUUGUGGCUCCUGCCUGGUCAUUUUAUUUAAUUUUAUUUCUUUUGUUUGUAUCAGCGACCAUACUCCAACAGGGGUUGUUUCAGUAACUGCUGGAGGUAUGUGUUUUGUUUUUGUUUUUUGUUUUUUUUUUUGUUUUGUUUUUGUUUUUGUUUUUUUUUUUUUACUAAUGAUCAUGAGCUUUUGUUAAGGUUCUGGUCAGGUCUGAGGGUUUUGUGAAAGUGAAAAAGGUGUGGUGAGGUCAGAGUGGUUUUGUCACAAGUAUGUUGAAUCUGAUGGUUUGAUCAACGCUGCCAGUCACACGUUUUUGAACAAGCUUAUUUGUUAGGUGAAGAUACAGUCUUAUGAUAUGCUUAUUUGUGACUUUUUCUCUAACUGGAAAUACUUUUUCAGUGUUUUCCAUGCAUUGAUGAAGUACGUCUUUCUUAGGCUGGCCACAAACCACAUGAUUUUAAGCCCUAUUUCCUCUUUCUGAUGAUACGGAGGCAUGCCCUGAGUCGAGGCUCAUUUCAAAGCAUUAUCUGUUCAAAUAACCCUCAAGAGUGGAAUUAGUUUAAAACCGUAAAUCUUAAAAAUCAAACACGUGUGUGAUUCUAGGUUGGACUGCCUCUGAUGAAAUACCCACAACAACCAAUGAGAGCAAGCAGACUCCUUACGUCUUAUCACCUCACAAAAACAAACAAAACUUUACCUUCAUGUUAGCCAGGAUUAUAUCCAUGAUCUUCUCCUCAUUUUUAAAAAGUUUUUGCUGAAACUGUGACCCAUGCCAGGGAAGUCAAUCAAUUUCAGUCAUCCUUUCUCUUCUGAGGUCACGUUUGCUCACGCAAUUUCUGAGAGAUCUCGUGGGUAGGGAAUCUUCACUGUGAGGUCAUUGGAGGAUCGGCAAGUAUGCAGUGUCCCAGUCUGGCUGUGUGCCUUGUUUCUCAAGUGGUGGGUCAGGACACAAAAGUGGGUUACAAAGCCAUUUACAGUAUGUGUUCCUGGAAAGAAAAUCUGUUUCAAAAGUCUGUUUUCUGCUUUUAUUCUGAAGGAAUUGUAUACAUCCCUUUACUCCCUUGCAUCUUUUGUUCCAUUUAAAGUCCAAACUGCCCAAAUGUUUUGAAUAAAAGAAUAUAGUUAUAAUGGAAAUAUUAAAGAAAUUUGGUAUUUGGUUUCUCAUAAGGACAGUGGUGUGUCCUGAUGCUAAACCAGUUGGGAACCACUAGUGUAGUGCAGUGGUUCCCAACUGGUCUGACAUCAGGACCCACCACCACCUAAGGGGAAUUUCCUUGUUAUCUUUGGAAAACCAGCUUUGUUGUACAAAAAAAUAGAGAUAAAUAGAAAUCUUGAGACAUUUACCAUCUGUCCUCAGUUUUUUCCUUUUACACAAUGACCCUUUUGUGUCCUGACCCACAAACCACUGGUCUAGCUCGUGCACUCAGAGGAUUAUAAGAGGAAAAAUCAUAUAAAACAGGCCUUAUAGCCAUGGUCUCCAUCAUUUUUAAAAUGGUUGAACAUUUGCAAAUCGUGUUGUGUGUGGCCAGCCUUACCUGUAUGGCCAAUUUCCUUGUCAGACAAUCUUUAAUCCCUGGGUAAUAUGAAACCUGUAAUAAGCUUUAUUUGCUAGUUUUUUUUUGUCAAUAGCUAAUACUUCUGGGUGUGUAACCGUAAACAUGCAUACUCGGCCAUACAUAUCUUCCAAUUUUAGGGCAACUUAUAAAAGCUGUUCAAAGACGUUUGACUGUUGAUGUGUCUGUUUUUAGAUCGUGCGUCAUAAGAAUGUUGGCAUGGUCACGUUUUGGAAGUUGUUCCUGGUCAUUUUAGAGAUUUAAAAUCACCCCAGUCGGAUCUUGUUUAUUAAUAUUGAGGGUAAGAAUCUUACUCCCUUAACUUAAUGGAUAAGGCUUUCAUCACACUUAACAUAUUUUCUAUCUUACUUUUUCCUCCGACAGUGUAUAAAACAUGAUAAAAAUUAAACACAGCUACAUGCUCUGUAUUGUCACUGCUGACUUAAUUUAGGCCUGUUGUUUUUUCGGUUCCUUGCAGCUAAAAUAUUGAGAAGCUCACACACUGUAUCUACCAGGGUUUUCAUUUACCAUUAUGAUAAAGCGGAACUGGAAAAGAUUCAUCCAGUGCUCCGUAUGUGUAGUUGAUGAAACAAAAGGAAUUGAUCUAAUAUAUCCACUUUGCCUUUUUAUGCCGCAGUUAGUCAAUGUUAAAUCUAAAAAACAAAAACAAAAAAAACUAUGAAAGCUAAUCAAUACCCCCAUGGAUAAUAACAUAGCUGUGUUUUGAAAAGUCAGCAUAGAGCCGUUGUUUAAUUUUUUUCUUUACAACGUUAGAUUUCAAAAGGUCCAGGUUUUUUGACUUAGCCGAGAACAACACAUACUUGUAAAUACGCAUUUUCUAGAUAUUUACAAACAAGAACUUUGGGAGCACCUCAAUUUUGUAGAAGCUGUUCAAAGAAGAGGUUUGCCGUUUUUAAUUAUGCAAAUUAAAAAAAAAAAUCUAGAAAUGGGCGUCAGCAAACCAUUUGGUAGUUGCAACAUCUUGUUGUAACUUUUAAUGCUUAUAUUCUCUUUCUUUUUAAUUUUUUUAAGAUGUCUGAUUUGACAAAGAGGAGAAUUUCUGUUGCAGCUGUUAUAAGACGACUUAUUUCACUGUACAAUACUUUUUUUUUAAUUCAGUAGUUGUUGCUGGAUUUGUCCUGUUUUGUUUUCUCACCAUUUCACAGCUGUACAACAGUCAACAUGGAGUUUGUUUGUUUUAUUAUAUUCUUUUUCUUUUUUUUUUCUUUUUUUUUUUUUUUAAAUGUGAGGACUGUUUUCUUUUCAUGCAUGUUGAGAUGACCUGGCUGGUUUUUAUCCCUGUUUUUAUCAGUUUGUAUUGAUUUGUGGAUAUAAAAAAAAGGAAAAAAAAAAACUUUUGUUCAGCCUACAGAGUCAAAUUCUUUGGUAUAUUAUUUGAUGUGUACAAUAACUUGUGACAUUAUCAACAAAACUAUAAUAAUAUUUUACUAACGUCAAUCAAAUAUGUAAUGUUCAUGUAAGUUUUUUUCUGCAGUUUAGCAGGGCUAAGGUGAGGUUGCUCCCUGGUGUGUGUCGGAAAUGCUAAACUUUGUUUGAUCGUUUGGGGAAAUCAUUUUUGCCACAAAUCUGUCGUUGGCUAAUCUCUGAAGUUGUGCAAUACUAAUAUUUCACCGCUUCUUCAGCUACACUUUUUAUUUAUUUUUGAAGUAGAGGAGAUUGAGCCAAAGACAUUUUUAAAGGGAUUCAUUUAAUAAUCUUCAUUUGUCUCCAAAAUCACUUUGACAGGAUCUCGACUUUGAAUUUAAGAGGCGUUAUUCUUGUAAUGAAGUCAGUUAUAAUUUAUUUAAUAUAAUGCACCAUGUAUCAUCUUUUGAAUCCUUCUAACAGCAGUGUACUGCUUUUGUUUGUGUGAGCGGCACAUGGAGAGGGAGCAACCUUUUGCCCAGCCAGUAGAGAGCACUGUGUUCAGCCUUCUAUUAAUGCCACAUCUCUGCCCGUUCUCUGUUAGCUCUCCUCUGUUCUCCCCCCCUCGCUGCAGUGAAUCAAUGGCACACCUGUUCUCCCAGCCUCCCACUCUCGUUGGUUCCUCCCUCGUGGGUACAAAAAAUAAUGAAUAGAUCUGUUUUACUCUUCUUCAUUUCAAUUGGUGGUGGUUAUAAUAAAGGAUUUAGACUGUG
Molecule: messenger RNA, 10764 nt
Organism: Cheilinus undulatus (humphead wrasse)
Lineage: Eukaryota; Metazoa; Chordata; Actinopteri; Labriformes; Labridae
Gene: helz
Product: helicase with zinc finger
Exons: 33
Coding region: 64-6162 (2032 amino acids)
Biological process (GO): regulatory ncRNA-mediated post-transcriptional gene silencing
Cellular component (GO): P granule; cytosol
Molecular function (GO): metal ion binding; helicase activity
Source: RefSeq, a predicted model, not a curated record